UAGUGAGAACAAUUGUUUCGUCGUUAGUUCAAGCAUUUUUAGAAAGAAAAUAUAUAUACGUAUACAUGAUCGAACAGGUGGUGCAUCAUUUGACAUUUUAAAUCGGUAACGGUGAAUGCGAUAUAUCCUUCAAACUUCUGUCCCUUUUACGUGAUUAUUUGGGACAGUUUUAUCAACCGCGAUUCACCUUAUCGAGUCUCAGUCACUUUUUCGCACAACGAAUUGUAGAAAUGACGCAUCAACAUCGAGUUCAUUUAAUUUAGCAGCAGUGUUUGUGACCUUACGGAUAUCGUCUCGAAGGAACGUUAUUCCGGAUAGAACAAUGGAAGAGGUGUCCACCGAAAAUGCUAAGGUGUCGGAUUCCGGAUAUUCCAAUACUUGCAGCAAUAGUCAGUCGCAACGCAGCAGUGGGAGCUCGAUUUCGAGAAACAGCAACCGCUCCGAGAGUAGCGGUUAUUGCGGUAGGCGUCCCUCGACAUUUGGAUCCAGCAAUGAAGCCCUACCGCAGCCAAUCAGCAAAAGAAAGGAUAAAGAGCACAAGAAGAAGAAGUCGAAGACGAUAUUGGCUGUUAACGUCGAGGCGGAUAUCGCCUUGAAAAACGCCGGCACGCAGCCGGAGCCACUGUCCUAUAAUGUUGUCGCCCCGUCGAAACCUAUUCUCGAAAAGAAACCAGAAGAAGUAACCACUGUAGAAUUGGUGGACGCAACGGAUCCUGGCGAGCACAACAGCGAUACUAUCACCGAUCCGGAAGCGGGACUUGCUUCUCGCACGAAUCCCCUGGAUGAUUCCAUCUCUCAAGCCAACGAGGGAUUUUGCGCGGUGAUUUCGAUGCAUGACGGCCUUGUGUUGUACACAACUCCCUCGAUAUGUACAGCUCUAGCAUAUCCGAAGGACGCGUGGAUCGGUCGGUCGUUCAUCGAUUACGUGCAUCCCAGGGACAAGACGACUCUGGCCGAUCAGAUCACCAGUGGUAUUAUUUCGCCCCAGGAAGAUAGUCCGAAAGGUAUUAACGGCAGAAGAGCAAGCUUAUUUUGCGGAUUGAGAAAAUAUACAAAGUCCGCCGUUCACCAAUCGAUCGGUUACCGUAAGGAGGCAAGAUCGAAUUUGUACCUUCCGUUCCACCUGACGUUGUCGUUCCGAGAUUUUCGGGACCGUGCGACUGAGCAACAACACAAAGCAAUGUUCCUGGUGGUUACAGCCCAACCCGUUCAUUCUGCAUAUAAAGCGCCAGAAGAAACGAUAAUAUCUUCGAUAUUCACGACCCGCCACACCGCGACGUGCCACCUAUCCCAUGUUGAUCCCGACGUAGUCCAUUACUUUGGAUAUCUACCUCAGGAUAUGGUUGGCCGUUCGCUGUUUGACUUCUACCAUCCCGAGGAUCUGCCCUUCAUCAAAGACAUCUAUGAGACUGUGAUCAGGCUCGAAGGUGCGUCCUUCAGAUCGAAACCCUACAGGUUCGAAGUGCAGAACGGCGGCUACGUAGUCCUCGAAACCGAGUGGUCGUCUUUUAUCAAUCCCUGGACAAAAAAACUAGAGUUUGUCGUAGGUCAACACAGAGUACUGAAAGGCCCGACGAAUCCGGAUGUGUUUCGCGACCCUAAUUUGAACGAGCACGGCCAGGUGGUCAACAUCAGUGAGGAGGUGCUCAAGGAGGCGAAAAUCAUACAGGGAGAGAUACGUACACUUUUGGAUGAGAACAUCCAAAGAAAGUCAGAUAUAACCGAGCUCGACGUGUCAAAGAGGUGCAAGGACCUACCGUCCUUCAUGGAAAAUCUGCUCCAGGAGACGAGGGCGACUGGUCUCGCGAAAGAUGUGCUAGCUGCCGACGACAGGAGUUUUUCGGAGCACGACAGCGUGAUGCUCGGUGAGAUAUCGCCCCAUCACGAGUACGACGACAGUAAAUCGUCCACUGAGACACCGCCGAGCUACAAUCAGCUGAACUACAACGAGAAUAUCGAGCGGUUCUUUAAGAGCAAACCGCUGGCCGCCACCAUAUACGGCAGCGACGAGGAGAACAUUAAUUCGAGCAACGACGAGGGAGAGAAGACCAGUCCGAAUUCGGCAGCAAGGAAAUGCAUGUCGCCAAUAAACGGAAGCGGUGCAAGCGGCAGCGGUAGCGCGGAGAAUCUCAGCAGCGGUUCAACAAACAACCAAACCAGUUCAGCGAGCCGAGACAACACCUCCAAUACAACCAGCAACACUACCACCACGGAGAGCUUCAAACCUCCCACCCUGACCGAAUCUCUAUUGAAUCGUCACAACGAGGACAUGGAGAAGUUAAUGAUGCAGAAACACCGAGAACUCCGUUCGAGUAUUAAGAACAGCGACAAACUGAAGGAUUCACGGAUAAAAAUAACCACCGAGAAGAUGAAUACAGACCUGAACGUUCAUUCCGCCAGUCAGGGUCACGGAGUGAAGAGAACCGGUAGCCACAGUUGGGAGGGAGACAGUUUCAAAGUUUCGAAGCAUGAAGAGAUGUCGAGGACAAGCAACGCGGGUCAGUUUCCUACAAACGUUACCACGACAUUCACAAGCAUGAGCGUCGAUCAAUCAACUGUUAUUCAAACAGGUGGUAAUAUAAACCUGUGGCAGCCGCUCUCGGUUACCGUGCCGCCCCCACCGCCUGCUCAACAAUGCAAUGUGCCAGAAAACGCCAGUUCACAAGCAAUACCCAGAUUACCAGUACUGCCGCCGAUGAUACCAGUGUACUACGUGCCGGUUCCGCACACUACCGAGCCCGCGGUAUUAUCGCCCAUACAGGAGAAGCUUAGCCAACCUCAAUCAAUCCAACAUCCACCGAUCAAUCCUUACGUAUCCAUGUUCGUGCCAGUGUCGUACGUCACCACAGCAAUGGCCGGACUGAUCUAUCCUCCAGUGAUCGGUGCUCCACCAUCGGGCAUGAUGUACAGGCCUUUCGUGAGCCCAGAACAGACGCCAGCUCCCCGAGACACUAAUCUAUCCAACGUCGACAAAUGUUUAGAUAGAAAACGACCGGCCAGCCAAGCGACGAGCGUUAAAGCAGAGCCUGGCAGCAUCAUGGCGAUGUCCGAAUCCUCGAAAAAAGUACUAUCACCCGGGGAACUGUUCUCGUCUUGUGUGAGCAACGACGGAGGUUGCUCGAGCUUAGUGGACGCAUCGACGCCGGUGAAUCCGAAAGUCCACAAACAUAAUGAUUACAGCGUCGACGAAUCGAGUUCGUCGAGCUUUUACAGUAGUUUCUUGUACAAGAGCAGCGAGAGCAGCUGCAACCCGGACCAGAAACCAACGGAGUAUUUGCCUGAGAACAACGCGAAGCAACAACAGGACAAGCGAAGAAAAGAGCCCCCGUGGCUCGAAGGUGUCCAAUUGACCCCAGAAUUGAUAUACGAGUAUCAGGUACACCCGAAAACACUGCAAGAAGUACUUGAAGCUGAUAUGGAUGCCUUAAAAACUUUGAAUCAGCCCCUGUUGGUGAACGAUCAGCUGGGCCAACUCUAUCUGGACCUGGAGGUCGAAGGUUUCGAGACCAAGCUCGUCCUCGAAGACGGAAUGACAUCCAGCGGGAGCGACAGCGGGAGCAGUAACGGAAGCUGGACAGCGGGGACGAUGUCUCAGCAAAUGCAUGGGAGGAGAAUGGUGAAGUACGGUAAAUUCGUGAUGAUACACGAAGAGAACGCCCCGUUGCCACCUGCGCUGCCAUCGAAACCGUACCUUGCCAGCCAUUAUAGGAACGAUGUUGUGACGACCAAUUCGUGA
Messenger RNA from Dufourea novaeangliae, 3736 nucleotides. RefSeq names its product period circadian protein (gene per). NCBI's taxonomy places the organism in Eukaryota, Metazoa, Arthropoda, Insecta, Hymenoptera, Halictidae. Gene Ontology annotation, cellular component: nucleus; cytoplasm. Bases 323 to 3736 code for a protein of 1137 amino acids. Gene Ontology annotation, molecular function: transcription corepressor binding; transcription cis-regulatory region binding. The record is from RefSeq and is a predicted model, not a curated record. The transcript has 17 exons. Gene Ontology annotation, biological process: negative regulation of transcription by RNA polymerase II; circadian regulation of gene expression; entrainment of circadian clock by photoperiod.